This is a messenger RNA of Mauremys mutica (yellowpond turtle), 6341 nucleotides long. It is a transcript of the gene NEK7, whose product is annotated as NIMA related kinase 7. Gene Ontology annotation, biological process: protein phosphorylation. Lineage: Eukaryota; Metazoa; Chordata; Testudines; Geoemydidae. The record is from RefSeq and is a predicted model, not a curated record. Gene Ontology annotation, molecular function: protein kinase activity; ATP binding. The transcript has 12 exons. Bases 1640 to 2548 code for a protein of 302 amino acids.
UUGGGAGGAUUUGAAUUGCUGCCUGAUGUGUCUCAGUCUCUCCUGGUGGUUAUGUGCAGCUGAUUUUCUGUCUGGGCAAAGCUGGAAAGGAUUUUGUAUCAGUAGCAUCUGGAAAUGAUAGCCAUUGUCAUUGCUUUUAGCUGCAGACAACUGAUGUUUACCUACUCAAUGUUCCAUGGUCUCCUGUGGUCCAAAUUGAGAGAAAUUCCUCCUUUUCCCAUCACAGUUACUACAGAUACAUGGUGGCUUGCCUGACUAAAUUUCCAGUUGCAGACUAGCCUUUUGAUUGGUAGAGGGGAAAAAAUCUUCAGUGGAGAUUGUAUUUCUUUUAAGUAACUUCUUGAAAUUGUCUGUUGGAUCUGUAGUGUUUUCACGGUAUAAUCUGAGGAAAAAACUGAGAUACUCUGCCCCCUAUAGGAAAAAUUGGUAAUAGAGAACUUCUGGCCUAGUAAAUUGUUUUAGGGAGAAUUAAUUUUAUAAGGGAUUAGGGUCAUAGAGUUUGGAUGGUACCUUAUUAAAGUUAGCUCUGGAAAUAAAAAGGUUAAGGAUCUUUCCUAGAAUCCUCACCCUUUGGGGAGUUACCCCUACUGCUUGCUGGGAAAGAUGAUUCCUGAAAUGAAAAAUUCUUCUCUUCCAUCUUGAUGCUAAGCUAUUCUUUGUAGGAUAUUUUAAAAUAAUCUUUCACCCUUGAAGGGUAUUUUUCCAGUUAGUGGAUGUUAUGUCUAACUUCCAGUUCCAUAGUCAGAAUUGUCACCGUGCUGCUGUGUUUAAGGCUGUUUCUCUGGCUGACAAAAUCAAAUGAUAUAAUGCUAUACUGAAUAGCAAAUUUGCUGAAUUAUUAAUAAAUCUGGCAACUCGGGAGAAGUGAGACUGUUACAGCACAGAUUUAUUAAUUUCCUCGGGGCCUUUGUUAGGGGUCUCACUACAUAUACUGCAUAAAUAGUAGAUCUCAAAGCUUAAGAGCUUGCCUCAGGUGAAGAAGAUGGUAUAUUUUUGUGAGAAGAGGUGCAUGAACAAACUUUAUUUAAAUACUGAGAAGUUUAUUACCCCAAAUUUCCCAUUCACCUUGGAACAAACUUGAUUCAAGUCAAACCUUAACUGAUAAAGGAAAAAAUUCAAUUACUUCUUCCAGAACUGAGAAGAGACUUUGUUUUGGAGAAAUACAAUUUCUGAUUCAAGAUUUGUAGCAAAGGGUCAGAAAGACUUGAUGGACAUUCUGGUUUAAGAUACCUUUCAGAGAUGCCGGCCUUAUUUGGUAGAGAGAGACAUUUUCUUUUUUCCUCCAAGCCAGAUUUAAAAAAACCCACAACCCUCUAGAUGGAUGGGAAUACAUCUCCUUGGAUAAACUACUUGAAUCCAACACAGUUCAUGGACUGGGAACUCAGAUGAACAUUCAUUAAGAAUCAUUCUAUAUACAUUCUCAAAUUUUAUGGCAAGAACAAGAAACAGUGGAAUGGGCAGAAGGAAACAUGAAGUAUCUGAAGAUGCACCUAAGGUUUUGUGAAUAUAACUGACCAUCGAGUUCUGCUGUCAGCUCUUCUACUGGAGGGUCUACUGAAUAUGGAGAGCUGGAGUGUCUGUUCCUCUUUAGACCCCUGAGGAACUGAGUAGAAGAACAUAAAAAGCCCUGUUUGAUACAAUGGAUGAACAGUCACAAGGCGUGCAAGGGACUCCUGUUCCACAGUUUCAACCACAGAAAGCCUUACGUCCUGAUAUGGGCUACAAUACGCUAGCUAACUUCCGCAUAGAAAAGAAGAUCGGCCGUGGACAGUUCAGUGAAGUUUACAGAGCAACUUGCCUUUUGGAUGGGGUACCAGUAGCACUGAAAAAGGUGCAGAUAUUUGAUUUAAUGGAUGCCAAAGCCCGGGCUGACUGCAUCAAAGAAAUAGAUCUUCUUAAGCAACUGAAUCAUCCAAAUGUAAUUAAAUACUAUGCCUCCUUCAUUGAAGACAAUGAGCUAAACAUAGUGUUGGAAUUAGCAGAUGCUGGAGACCUCUCUAGAAUGAUAAAGCAUUUUAAGAAACAGAAGAGGUUGAUUCCUGAAAGGACAGUUUGGAAGUACUUUGUUCAGCUGUGCAGUGCACUGGAACAUAUGCAUUCUCGUCGUGUCAUGCAUAGAGAUAUAAAGCCAGCUAAUGUGUUCAUUACAGCUACAGGGGUAGUAAAGCUUGGAGACCUUGGACUUGGACGAUUUUUCAGCUCCAAAACCACAGCUGCACAUUCUUUAGUGGGUACGCCUUAUUACAUGUCUCCAGAGAGAAUACAUGAAAAUGGAUACAACUUCAAAUCUGACAUCUGGUCUCUAGGCUGUCUGCUAUAUGAGAUGGCUGCACUGCAGAGUCCCUUUUAUGGUGACAAAAUGAACUUGUACUCUCUGUGCAAGAAGAUAGAACAGUGCGACUAUCCACCUCUUCCUUCAGAUCACUAUUCAGAAGAACUGCGACAAUUAGUUAACAUAUGCAUCAACCCGGAUCCAGAGAGGCGACCAGACAUAGCCUAUGUCUAUGAUGUAGCGAAACGUAUGCAUGCACACACUGCAAGCAGCUAAAUAGACAAAAGAUCAUGAAGAAAAGAACCUGAAAUUUUCAAGUAUUUUUGUGCAAAUCCUCCCACUCCUUUUUCAUCUGUGUUACAUAAAUGUAGUUAUUCAGAACAGACUGAUGUGCUUUGAAUUGUGAACCAGUUUACAUACAAGCUUCCUGAGCUAUUUUUUACCAAUUGCAGUUUAAAAAUAUACGUUUAAAUGGUAAAUAAAAAACAGAUUUAAAAUGUAAAGUAUACUAUGGAAAAUAGUGGUUCCUGACAGCUUUAAAAAUAGUGAUUUCAAAUGUAUUUUCAAAUGUAUUUUGUUAAUAACAAAAUUGCAAUCAGUUGGGAAUUCAAUUCUAAAACAUCAUAGCACUGCAGUUUUGCACGAUAUGGAUAUUAGGCUUAUUACCUAGAAACAAAAUGUUUGAAUCUUUCUCACUUUUUAUAACUUAUGGAAGUUAUGAAUCAACACAAUUAAUGAGUUUAUUUUAAUUUUUGUUCUACAAGGGAAAUAAUUGUAAGAGAUUUUUUUUUGUAUUUUAUAAUGAGUUGUAUGUAGUUUGCAGUCCAUCUUCUCAAGAUAAGUGAAGAUGGAAACCAUCUGAUUAGCUGUUUUGCUGAAAUGGCAACUGUUAAAUGUGAAAAAAAAAAAUUUUGGCAAAAUUGUCAGACACUCAAAAAUCUCUGUAACUUGUCCCUUUUCUUUGUGGUAUUGUGACUUAAAUUAACCCAGAAAAUUGGCUUUAAGGGUUUGGUUUGGCUAGGUUAAACCCCAUACUUGCAAUUUGAUUGGUAUGGCUUGACCUGCAUACCUGUGCAGCACUUCGUUGACUUCAGUGGGUCUGUGCACAGUCAGAUCCUAAAACCCUUGCAGCUUCCUGUUGUGGUAAAUGGGGUUCAGGCACAUGACUGUCUGAACAGGCCUGUUUGAAGGAUGGGGGCCUUAAGUUACAAUUCCCUAGGAAUUUCUGUUUGGUGGUGGUGUUUCUAGAUUUUGUUUUUAAAUCCUUUGGAUGACCUUAUACUACUAUAUUUUUAAUUCCUUCUAAAAAUACUUUUUUAAUCCAGUGCCUAUUGCCCAAAAUACAACUGUUCUCUGUAAUACAAACACGUUUCAUAAAAUACCUGGUUUUGUUAUCUACCCUAUCUUUUAUUUUAUGGCCCUAAAAACAUCGUUUAUAUGCUGUAAAAGUUAUUUAGCUUUUGUAUUUAAAGAAAAAAAAUCAGUGCUGCUUUAUUUGUGUAGUCAGCAUAUUUGUUGAUUAUACUUUAAAAUGUUAUUUCACCAAUAUUUUAUCUGAGUUGGAAAGUAUGUUCAAAAUAUUUUGGUUACACUUAUAUUGGUCACUGUGUAUGCAUGAAUGAUUUAUUUUAUUUGGAAGUGAAAGUAAGUACACACCAAUACAUUGUACCUAUAAAUACUGAUGAAAAUUGAGGUCUAAUUUCUCAGAAUUUCAAGACCAUAUUUUUAAACAAACACAUAAAGCUGUCAAAGUGGUUAAUUGCUGCAAGGUUGACAAUGAGAAUUUUAUUGAUACCAGCUUUAUUGUUGAGAUGUAGUUAGUUUAAAUCUUUUUUGAUACAAAAAGUCAGGAAAAAGUAAAAAUUCAAUACUUACAUGUAAAUAUUGGAUCUGUAUACAUUAAGUUCACUAUGCAUUCAACAUUUAUAAUGGUUGUUUUUCCACAUUUACUUUAUUAAACAAGUUUGCAUAGAUAGUAAAAUGAACACUGUGCAGCAGUAGUUCUGUUUCUUUGAUAGUAACCUUCCUUUGAUUUGACAUAAUUCAUAAACAAUAAGAACCUAGCUAUGGAUUUAUAGACAAGUUUCAACACAUAGAAAAGUUUUUAAAUGUUAAGAAAUGACAUCCUAUUGAAAACUAUUUGUUUUAAAAAAUGCAGUAUUUUUUAUACAUCUGGGACAGAUCCUCAGCUGCUUGAAAGUGGUGUAGCUGCAUUGAUUUAAAUCAGCUGAGAAUCUGUGCUGUGAUUUAAUGACAAAGGUGCUUUGUUGUAGGAUGAAUCCUUAGUUUUUCGUCUAGCUGUUCUGUGUGUAUUGAAUGUAAUCUUUGGGGGCUUCAUUGAGACUACUACAAUGAGUAAAAAUAGUCAUCUGUAAAUGUUGUCAGGAUUGGCCCCCGUCUUGCCUAUCUCUGUCUGGCAACCUUUACAUUGAGCUUCUAUUGAAUAUAUCAAUUAAUUUACUAGUUCUUGGUGACUGUUGUGUUCCAUAAGAUUUGAAAUUAAAUAAAAUAGUUUGUACUAAAACAGGGAACAGAGUAGUAUUUGCUUGACCACCAGCAAUAACUGUUAGUAUGCAAAAUUAUUCAAGUCAUUCUUUUAAUCUGUUCUGUUUCUGAUAAACAACAUUUACAAGGAUUGAAAAAAUUGUACACAGUGAAGUUAUUUCUAUAAGAUAGUCUAUUUAUUUUAACCUCUACUUAGGUCAAAUAUGCACAUCACUUUUCCUGAAGAAACUAAUAUUUUAGGCAAAAAUUAUUUCUGGAAGGCUGCAUGGUAAGAAAAUUACGGGAAUAGUUGAGUUAGAAAAUACACCUAAAAAUGCUAAGGCUUUUUUUUUUUUUUAAAUUGAUGAUUUAACCUUAUGUAAAAUAAGUAAUUCUUAUUUUAAAAGAAUUAAAAUAAUGGUAUAGAGAUGAUCCAGUUAAAUCUUAGGUGUUGCAAACAGUUUCCCAAUGAAGAUGAAAAUGCUGGGCAGCCUAGUGUAAUAUAUUAAAGUUUACAAAGGGUAAAUGAAGUUUACUCCUGUUUAAGGGUCAGGUUCUACAACUUACUCACACUAAAUAGUACUUAAUGUAAAUACAUAGAACUACCAUGUAAGUAAAGACUGUAAAAUCUAUCCCUUAAUAAAGUGCCUGACAGCAUAUAAGAAUUAUAAAUAUAGUAAUAAUUAUUACAACCAUUUCUUGAAUGCCUUACCAUUUUAAAUAGCUUCUAUUACAAAACACCAUUCUAGUUGCCACAUACUGUAGGUAUUGUUAACAUUUACCAUAUUUAUUUUACCAGUUGCAUUAAAUGCUUUCCUUUUAAAUGAGUAUUACAUUAUAACCAAAAAUGUGUAAUUAUUCUCUGCCUUAUAUUUCAAUAGUACUGUAAUAUUAUUGUCUUCCUUUGUGAAAUACGGUAUUUUGUUGUGUUUUGAACACCCUUGCUGAAAGUCUGCUCUUGGUCUUAAACUACUUUGCUGUACAAUAUUCUAAUAUAAAUAAAACGUACAAAAAUUAAAUAUAAUGUAAAAAUCAUAGCACUUCCAUGAUAGUUUCUGGAGCCUUUCCUGUUACAGAUAGGUAACAGCUAGUAAUAUACAUAUCUUGUGAAUAAUCUAUUGCUACCAGUAAUUGAUUAUAGAUGAGAGUUAUUGAAUGGUGCAAGAGAAAGUUUUAAAAUCUUUAUAACAUAUAUCAAAAGUGCAGAAAAUAUUACAGCAGGCAUGUUCAUGAUUGCAUAAAUGUAAUGCUUUUAGGUAAUACUUUUAAAAGAGUAUUUUUAAAUUAAAAUGAGGGUAUAUCUGAAAAUCUUAAAAAUAAGUAUAUGUAUCAUAAAAAAGCAUGAAAGCCCCAAUCCUGCAAGCUACUGUAUGUGGGUGGACCCUUCUGCCUUCAUGGAGUUCCACUGAUUUCAGUGGGCUGCUUGUGCACACAGGUUGAGUAAAUAGUAACUGCUGUACAGUGUAUGCAAAUGACUUCUGUUUAUUCAACAUACCAAUUAGACCUUUAUCUUUCACUGUUCUGUAUUGCAAAUUACUGUGCUUUAUUUCUUUUCUGUACAGUUCAAAUAAGAUUAGUAGUCUGA